Schizosaccharomyces cryophilus OY26 is the source of this 1708-nucleotide messenger RNA. RefSeq names its product UDP-galactose transporter Gms1. Gene Ontology annotation, molecular function: UDP-galactose transmembrane transporter activity. Gene Ontology annotation, cellular component: Golgi membrane. The record is from RefSeq and is a predicted model, not a curated record. Gene Ontology annotation, biological process: pyrimidine nucleotide-sugar transmembrane transport. NCBI's taxonomy places the organism in Eukaryota, Fungi, Ascomycota, Schizosaccharomycetes, Schizosaccharomycetales, Schizosaccharomycetaceae. The coding region runs from base 179 to 1252 and encodes 357 amino acids. The transcript has 2 exons.
UUGGACUCAACCAACUGUACAGGAUUCGAGUUCCUUUUUUCCCUUCAUUCCUUCAUUCCUUGUUUCAUUGUUUAAAGGUGACUUGCUUCUUGUACUGGGAUAUUUAAGCAAGUUUUGGAAUCUUACAUUCGUAUUUCAAGCGUAUCUUCUUUCGCACCAAUUUCUGAGACUUUCGAACAUGGCUUAUAAAGGGGAUGAAGUGAAAUUUAAAGGCAUUCCUAUGAAGUAUAUAGCGCUGGCAUUGUUGACGAUUCAAAACAGCGCUCUUAUUUUGACCUUAAAUUAUUCGCGUGUUAUGCCUGGUUAUGAAGAUAAGCGAUAUUUUACAUCUACCGCCGUUUUGUUAAAUGAGUUGAUCAAGCUGAUUGUAUGUUUUAUAGUUGGCUACUACCAAUUCCGCAGAAAUGUGGGCAGUGAAGCUCGCUUAAGAGCCUUUUUACCUCAAAUCUUUGGUGGAGACAGUUGGAAACUUGGAAUUCCUGCUUUCCUCUAUACAUGUCAAAACAACUUGCAGUAUGUUGCAGCUGGUAACCUAUCGGUUGCCAUUUUCCAGGUGACUUAUCAGUUAAAAAUCCUUACUACCGCUAUUUUCUCUGUCGUGUUGCUCCAUCGCAAGCUCGGCCUUACAAAGUGGGUGUCUCUCUUCAUCUUGACUGGUGGUAUCGCUAUCGUGCAGCUGCAAAACUUGGCUUCUGAUAGUACAUCACCGGCCUCUACGUACAUGAAUCCAUUGACUGGAUUUACAGCUGUUCUUUCUGCUUGCUUAAUUAGUGGUCUAGCUGGCGUUUAUUUUGAAAAGGUUUUGAAGGGUACGAAUCCCUCUCUGUGGGUCCGUAACGUUCAACUUUCCUUCUUUUCUAUUGUGCCUUGUAUAUUCACCAUCCUCGUUAGCGACUACUCCAACAUUGCUCAAAAAGGUUUCUUUUACGGUUACAAUCCUGUCGUUUGGUUCGCUAUCCUCCUUCAAGCGUUCGGUGGCAUCAUUGUUGCACUCUGUGUUGCUUUUGCUGAUAACAUUAUGAAGAACUUUUCCACUAGUAUCAGUAUCAUUUUGUCUUCUUUGGUGAGUGUUUACUUGUUGGAUUUUAAGAUCUCAUUUGCCUUUGUUGUUGGAGUAGCGUUCGUCAUUGCCGCCACGUUUCUAUAUACAAAGCCCGAGCAAAAACCGGUUGAUCAAGGGAACUAUAUUCCUUUAACUACACAGGAGGCUGCUUCCGGUGACGCCGCCGAGUCCAACGUAACCAAGAAUUAAGCGCAAAAAGCUCAAAAAAGGACUCAACAGUGAUAAUAUUUUUAUUUUUAUUUUUUUUUGUUAUAGUUUUCCAAACUUGGUUGUUUUCUUCUUUCCACUCAAUUCUACUCUAUUCGAUUUCGGUUCACAUUCUUUUUACAGGCUCUCUCAAAAACGCUUCAUUUUAAUUUACUCAACUAACUAGACUGUUUUCCCUUCUAAUUUAUGAAAACAGACUGUAGAAAAUUACAGGAAUGGUCUCUGUCUAUAGCAUUGUACAUAUGCUUUCAUAAUACCUAGUUAAUAAUUCUUUCAGCAUUUUGAUAUAUACUUGAGCGGUUAAAAUCAAAAUACUAUUUAUACGUAUACUUGAUAUUUCAUGAAUCUUGUAAAGAAAGAUUUUCUAAAUAGCAGAACUUAUUUUUUGGGCUAAAUAAUCAUGUAAAGAUACAACUUGUCUGAAGGGGAAAAGUCUUU